Messenger RNA from Fonsecaea multimorphosa CBS 102226, 1341 nucleotides. RefSeq lists its product as uncharacterized. The record is from RefSeq and is a predicted model, not a curated record. The transcript is spliced from 7 exons. The coding region runs from base 1 to 1341 and encodes 446 amino acids. Lineage: Eukaryota; Fungi; Ascomycota; Eurotiomycetes; Chaetothyriales; Herpotrichiellaceae.
AUGCCUCCUGUGAACGGCGCAAAUGGUACCACCCAUUCGUGGACGUCUUUGCCUCAGGCAAUGUCCCAGGCGGUGUCCUCUCUGAACAAGUCCUUGGACAAGGAUCCUCAAUGGCAAGCAUUCAUCGACACCAAGGCCAUUUUUGAAACGGUGACCAUGGGCGUGCAGAGUCUCGGAGGAGACGAGGCUAUUCUCGUCACAGUGUCACCCGGUGCCAAAACAACAACUUCAACCGGGUCUCCUUCCGAAGCAGACUUUGUUCUUCGAGCGCAACCCGAACAGUGGGAGAAAUUCUUUGCCGCUGACCCCGUCGCUCCCUAUACCAGCUUUGUCGGCUUGCAGGGCAUGAAUAUCGUGCAAGAAGGAGUCGGCGUCGACGGAAACCAAGUCAAGUUCGCUCAGUACUGCCACCUGGCUACCCGUCUUCUCGAACUCCUUCGAGAGGGCCAGAACGGACCCACGAAGGAGGAUGAACAACCCGAGACCGAUGAAGACCACCUAACGGGCAAAUAUAUCUACAUCACCGCACCCGUCUGGGGCCGCACAAAGGUCUUUUAUGAGACUUCCGGCACCGGCCCCCAGCAGAUCGUGUUCCUGCAUACGGCAGGAAGUGACAGCAGGCAGUAUCACGGUGUAAUGAACGACGCGCGCAUGCGCGAGAAAUGCACCAUGAUCGCCUUUGACUUACCCGCUCAUGGGAGGAGUUUUCCCGGUAGCAACCACAUCCCAGGAAACCAUACGAACAACGAGGACGCGUAUGUUGGUACCAUCAGGGAAAUGGUCAAGGCGUUGAAACUCGACAAGCCCAUCAUUUGCGGUGCCAGUAUGGCGGGUCAAGUAUGUGUUGCUGUCGCGAUCAGAGCCGAGGAAGUCGGUGCCGGAGGCACCAUUCCUCUCCAGGGUUGCGACUAUUUGACCAUGGAUCGACAGUUCAACGACAAGAGCCCUGUGUGCAAUCAAGCAUUGUUCAACCCAGACUGGGUCUACGGCAUGAUGGCACCUCAAAGCCCCAAGGUCAACAAGCUGCUCAUCUGGCAUCUAUACUCGGGCCAAGCGUACGGCAUCUUCCACGGCGACCUGGAUUUCUACUUUGGCGGCUUCGACGCCCGUGACCGCGUCUCGUCCAUCGACGUCAAGAAGUGUCCCAUCUACUUCCUCACCGGCGAAUACGACUGGUCCACGACUCCCGAGAUGUCCCAGACCACUGCGAAGAAGAUCCACGGCGCAAAUUUCAAGGCCAUGAAAGGGCUAGGCCAUUUCCCGGCGACGGAGGAUCCCAGGAAAUUCGUGCCGUACCUCCUCGACGCGAUCGAGUGGAUCCAGAAGACCCGGGCAUCCUGA